AUGGAUUUACCCAGGACUAACAAUCUCACACUCUACCGAGGCCAACCAGACAUCGGAUGCUACGUUUGGUCUCCCUUCGUCACGAAACUCGAAGCUCGUCUCCGAUUCGGAAAGAUCCCCUACCGAACUGAAGCAGGCUCUGUAACCAAAGCCCCAAAGGGCAAGGUACCAUACAUUUCAAUCGAUGAUGAAAAAAAAACACUACUUUCCGACUCAACCCUCAUAAUCAAGUCGUUCAUCGAGUCCGGCAAACUAGAGGAUCUCAAUCGCGAUCUUUCCGGCCCCCAAAAACUUCAAGAUAUUGCUCUUCAGGCUUUACUUGAGGAUAAAUUAUAUUUUUACGGCAUACACGAGAAAUGGAUCCAGAACUACUACGCUAUGCGUGACAAUAUCCUCGCCCCACUCCCUUGGCUUGUAAGGGUAGUCGUGGGUUACAUGAUUUACAACAAGAAUGUCCGUAAUAUGAUGGGCCAGGGUACGGGGAAGUUCAGUGAUGAGGAAAUCGCCGCAUUCCGGGUGGAAGUGUGGGAUGCGCUGGAUGCUGCUAUUGGGAAGUCAUGUGCGCAGCAUCUUGGAGAGGGGCCGUUUUGGGUGUGGGGUGGUGAUUCGCCGACUGAGGUUGAUGCGGUGGUUUAUGGGUUCAUUGUAUCGGGGUUGAUGUGUGGACCGGCUGCUCCUAUAACGAAAGGGAUUAUUCAGGGUCGUUCUGCUUUGGUGGAAUAUGUGCGGCGGAUUCAUGAGGUUUAUUUUCCAGACUAUGAUUUGGAGUAG
Messenger RNA from Penicillium odoratum, 771 nucleotides. RefSeq names its product glutathione S-transferase family protein. The record is from RefSeq and is a predicted model, not a curated record. Bases 1 to 771 code for a protein of 256 amino acids. Lineage: Eukaryota; Fungi; Ascomycota; Eurotiomycetes; Eurotiales; Aspergillaceae. The transcript has 3 exons.